This is a messenger RNA of Trichoderma breve, 1185 nucleotides long. RefSeq names its product alpha/beta hydrolase fold domain-containing protein. Lineage: Eukaryota; Fungi; Ascomycota; Sordariomycetes; Hypocreales; Hypocreaceae. The transcript is spliced from 2 exons. The coding region runs from base 1 to 1185 and encodes 394 amino acids. The record is from RefSeq and is a predicted model, not a curated record.
AUGCUACCAUCAAAACUUCGAUCCAUAGUGCUUCUGCUGGGGGCGACACUUCCAGUCUUUGCCCAAAAUCGACCACUCUGGUGGGAAGAAUGCGAUCCUCCUCGGGAAAACACACAAUGUGCUAUGCACAGCGACAUCCUCGACUAUAACAGAAAUUAUGGCAUGUUUACCAAAGUCGCAGUGAUGCGCAUCCGCUCAAAAUUGAAGAAGCCCAAGGCUGCUGUAUUUCUUCCCAGUGGGCCUGGACGGUCCGGAAUCAACCUUCUAAAGCAAUACCUCGAUGACCCAUCGCAUCAUGUGCACGAACUCCUCGAACAGUACGAUUUAGUAGGCAUGGACCCUCGAGGCUCAGGACAGAGUCUACCCAUGAAAUGCAACGCAACUCUAUGGAAUCGCCGAGCGCCCUCUAUGGUCAAGGAUGAGGUAGAAUUUGUUGACAUGUAUUACCACUGGAAGGAGGUUGGAGAAGCCUGCAAAAAGAUGACGGGUCGAUUAUUUGACAAUAUGGACACCCGGUCGGUUUCCCUGGACAUGGACAGCAUACGAUAUAACAUGUGGUUCAAAAUUGAGCAGGAGAUACACUUGAUUGGUAAUUCUUACGGGUCGCAUAUUGGCAUCACCAACUUGGAAAGAGCUCUCCCUUAUGCCGGCCGGAUUGUGUUGGACGGGAUUGUAGAUCAUACACAUGAUCCAAUGGCAGUCAUGCAAGCAGAAUCCGCUUCUUUCGAAAUGACGCUCAGGCAUUUCUUCAAGUGGUGUCAAGAGGAUGCGUCUUGUGCACUGCAUGAUCAGAACGAUGUUGAGGAUUUCUUCAAGCAGCUAACUAACAAGUUCGAAGCCGCACCAAUCCUAGCACCAAAGUGCCAACAGACUGGCGAAGGAGCAUGUCGAUCUGACGUCAGCUUGGAAGAGAUGAUGACGGCUUUACAACGAGAUCUGGGACCAGGGCAGCCCGGAUGGGGUUCCUUAGCUACUAACCUCUUGGCGGCAUCCAAAGGCGAUGCAUCUGCCUUUUCAAUGCCCUGGUUUACAAACGAUACCGAUCCCUCAGGAACAUGGGCUACACUUGCUACUGGCUGUCUGGAUUGGCAACACGCCAGCGAUUAUCUCGAGCUCCAAGCCGCUCAGCAUGCAUUUCAUGGCCGUUACCAAAAGAGGGAGUACUAUUUAGGAACCAGCCAAUAA